Colletotrichum acutatum is the source of this 735-nucleotide messenger RNA. RefSeq names its product Six-hairpin glycosidase-like protein. Gene Ontology annotation, biological process: carbohydrate metabolic process. The coding region runs from base 1 to 735 and encodes 244 amino acids. The record is from RefSeq and is a predicted model, not a curated record. Lineage: Eukaryota; Fungi; Ascomycota; Sordariomycetes; Glomerellales; Glomerellaceae. The transcript is spliced from 2 exons.
AUGGUCCGCGCUGAACACAAGUUUACAAAGAAAGCUAUCUUGAUGUCCAAGCUCUGGAUGAACAAAGUCUGGAGCUGGGAUCACUGCUUCAAUGCGCUGGCUAUAGCUUCCCUUGAUCAGCAGCUCGGCCUCGACCAGCUCACCGUUGUCUUCGAUCACCAAGCGCCGGAUGGCCGUCUCCCUGACUCAAUCGUCUGGCAGGAUGUCGAGUGGGGGUUCACAAAGCCUCCCAUCCAGGGCUGGGCUCUUUCCAGGCUCCUCGCCCAAGGCGACACCUCGCGUCUUCCUUUCUGGGCGCAUGGGAACGAUUCUGGUUGGGACAACUCCACCGCGUUCGACAGCACGCCAAUGACCGUCGGGCCUGACCUGGCGGCUUACAUUUUUCUCCAGGCCAGCUGCCUAGAACAGGUCGCUGAACGUCUACGACACGAGAACGAGGCCGAGAAGUGGGCAAACAUGAGGAGGUUUUUGAUCAAUGCGCUCAUCGAAGAAUUUUGGGAUGGCGAGUCUUUCCUCCUCAAGAAUGCUAUAACAGGCGAGACCUUCAAAACAACCGCCCUUCUACAGUUCAUGCCUCUCGCUGCCGCGCGACAUCUACCAGAUGAAGUCGUUGACAAGAUGAUCACAUAUAUUGUGUCCAAGCACUUCAGCGAGUGGGGUCUUGCUACCGAGGAACUCGCCUCGCCUCAUUACGAGAGCGACGGAUACUGGCGCGGCCCUAUCUGGGCUCCCUGA